Molecule: messenger RNA, 1874 nt
Organism: Bursaphelenchus xylophilus (pine wood nematode)
Lineage: Eukaryota; Metazoa; Nematoda; Chromadorea; Rhabditida; Aphelenchoididae
Source: the annotation of a GenBank genome assembly
AUGUCCAAGCUUUUUGACCUGGUUCUCUUCGGAGCCAGUGGAUUCACCGGUGAAUAUGUUUUGGAGGAGUUUGUGAAGUCAGAAUAUUAUCAGAAGUACUCGUUUGCCAUCGCUGGAAGAAGCCAACCCCGCUUGGAGAAAACCUUGGAAAAGGUUGGAAAACUUAUUGGUGAGUGGGAAAUUUUUGAUUAAAUUUACCCGUUCGAAAUUUUAGAUCAAGAUCUCUCCAAGAUUCCCAUUCUGAUUGCUGAUUCGUCCAGCCCAGAGCAAUUACAGGCAGUUGCGGAGAAAGCGAGGGUCGUAAUCUCAGUGGUUGGUCCUUACGCAUUGCAUGGGGAAGCUAUUGUGAAAGCUUGCGUGGAGGGCAAGGCGUCUUACGUCGACAUCUCAGGAGAACCCGCGGUAAGCAAGGAUUUUUUAUAUUCUUCCAUUAGACCUGAUGGAUAGUAUAGUUUCCUCAUAAUUUUAAUUUUUUUUCAGUUCCUCGAGAAAGUUCAGCUAAAAUACGGAGAGAAAGCAAGACAGAACGGGGUUUACAUAGUCGGAUCUUGCGGAUUCGAGAGUAUUCCGUGCGACUUGGGAGUCCAAUUCUUGAAGAAAAAUUUCCCAGGAACUCUAGCAUACGUCGAAACUGUUGGCCAGUUAAAUGCAGGACCUCAUGUAAGCUGCCCUUGAGCUCUUUGAAUGUUUGGUUCAGGGAUACACAGUAAAUGAUGGAAGCUAUCAGACCCUUCUGUUGGCAUUGGAGAACGGAAAGGUUGAUAAUCUGGAGGGAAUUCGCAAAGAAUUGAUGCCAGAGAAGUUGAAUCGGACUCAAUUCAAACCUCCAAAGCGGUGAGAGAUUAUUUGGGGCCGUUUUGAUCUUGGUUUAGACCUUGAUUAUAUUGAAGUACUGUGACGGACCUGAUCCAGUGACAAAAAAACGCAUGUUGUAUCCGGGAAGUAUCAAAAAAUGUUGCAAAAUACCUCCCUAACCAAGUAAAAAACUCCGAUUUCAAACGCGCGCCCGCUCUUUUUGUGAGGGAAAAGGCGCCCUUCAAAACGGAGUUUUUUCACUUUAGGAGGGAGGUAUUUUGCUAAUUUUUUUAUACUUCCCGGCUGCAAAAUGGUACGUUUUUUUGCCACUGGAUCAGGUCCGUCGCUGUAGAUAAAGAAGAAAUUUUUUUAUAUUUUUUAAUUUCAGAAGCCUUGUUUGGCAAGAUAAGAAGAUUGGGAGACCUGUGAUCCUUUUCCCCGGCACUGAUAAAUCCGUUGUGGAUCGUACUCAAUAUUAUGACGCCACGAAAAAGCAGAGAUACCCGGUCUCUAUUGAGACCUAUUUCUCGGUUCAAAAUGUCCUCUGGGCAUACUUGAUCAUCGUCUGGUUCGCAAUUUUGAAUAUCCUCACCAAAUUCAGUGUAACCCGCCGAGUCAUCAGGAAUUAUCCAUCUCUUGCCAGUUUUGGAGCUUUUGCCAAAAAUGGAGGCACCAGGGAACAGGUCAAAUCGGUGAGUUUUUGAUAUUAUUUUGAAUGAACAAUGUUUUUGUGGUUUUAUGUUUUCGAAAUUUUUUUUUGAUUUGAAAAUUUAUUAAACCGUUCCUUACAAAAUUUUAAGAGCACCUUCUCCUACUUUAUUCAUGGCACCGGUUGGGCCGAAUCCGAGCCUCAACCCGACAAAACCCCCACCAAAACUGCUACCGUCCGAGUUGACGGACCGGACUGUGGAUAUAUUGGGACGGCCGGCUGCCUCAUCGCCGCAGCCAUCACGCUUCUUGAGGACCAAGGAGAGUUGCCCGAGAAUGGCGGAGUGUUCACUCCAGGCGCUGCCUUCGAAGAGACCAAAAUAAUUUCACGUCUUGAACGCUUCAAUGUGACCUUUAAAAUCGUCGACUGA